AUGGCAGAGAAUGCUAGUAGUUCAGCAAAUGGAAAUCAAAACGAGCCACCACCCGAUUCAGAUGCAAUGAAUAAGAUAAGGAAGAAAGAGCAAGAGGAGCGAGAAGAAUUUGAAAGAUUAAGGGUUGAAAAUGAUGAGGAAUUUCAGUUGUGGAUGAGAAAGUUGGAUACCAAAGAGGCACGUCGACACAGGAAGAAGCUUCAACGACGAGGAGAGUGGAAGUGUUCAUGGGGGAAAACUCACAGUGCGACUGAAAGUGAUAGUGAAGAUGAAGAAAAGAACCGUGAAGGAGUAGAAGAUGAGGAGAGCAGUGAUGAUUCGAUGAAGAGAGAUGAGAGAGCAAAAGAAGAAGAGAGGAAGAAGAGGAAAAGGCAAGAGUUUAAAGAUGUGAUGUACAAGUGCUAUCUCUCCGAAAAGAAGAACAACCCUCGUAAGUUUGCUCGAACCAUGUCAGAACCCCUGAAAGUGGAUUCUGACGGAGAGGAGAUUCCUGGGUUAGACCUCGAUGGAGAGCCUGUUUUUUCCGACGGUGAGAUGGUGGUUUGCAGUGAAACAGAAGAUGAGGAAGAAGAAACCGAAGAUGAUGAUCUCCAAGAUCCCUACACAUAUUCAUACAAUGAUGAUGGUACUGGUGCCUACUAUGAAGAUGAUGAGUUAAACUACAACAGCAACAAUGAUGGCGAUUCUUGGUGA
Messenger RNA from Papaver somniferum (opium poppy), 693 nucleotides. RefSeq names its product vicilin-like seed storage protein At2g18540. The transcript is spliced from 2 exons. The record is from RefSeq and is a predicted model, not a curated record. The coding region runs from base 1 to 693 and encodes 230 amino acids. NCBI's taxonomy places the organism in Eukaryota, Viridiplantae, Streptophyta, Magnoliopsida, Ranunculales, Papaveraceae.